Molecule: messenger RNA, 2511 nt
Organism: Suillus paluster
Lineage: Eukaryota; Fungi; Basidiomycota; Agaricomycetes; Boletales; Suillaceae
Exons: 3
Coding region: 1-2511 (836 amino acids)
Source: RefSeq, a predicted model, not a curated record
AUGCAGUCAUCCAUAUCAUCGCGGCAAUCCGACAUCGAUAAACUACUGCUGCGCGCAACGAUAAGCUCUCUCGGUGUCCCUUCCGGCCCACGCACCUUAGACACAACGCAAGCUCUCGUCAAGGAAGAGCUAAAAAACCGCCUGAUUCAUGAAGGAAUUGGAAGGGGAGCUAGAAUACCGUUGAAAAACUCCAUUUUCUAUCAACUUAUUCUCAAAACUACUCUCCAACUAGGUGAUAUCAAAACAAUUCAGUACGACAAAACAGGACCAUCUGCAUACUCCGGAGGCAAAUGGAAAUUCCACUGCAGGUGGAAACGAAUUAAACGUACUCAUGGCGCAAAGUAUGUUGACGACAGUACGGAGGACAACGGCACAGAGGAUGAGGAUACAGAGGGUGAGGAUACAGAGGAUGAUGAGGACGGCGAUACAGAUAUCGAUGACGCAGAGAUAGAGGGUACAGUGCUCGGCGUGGAGGUUUCUUUCGACUCCGUGAUCCCUGGCCAAUCCGAAUCAGAAACAUGGGACUCCCAAGAAUACCAGCCUUCUGGAUCGAGGAAAAGACGCAGACAGGUGCCCGUGACGACUGAAAAAGAUUUUCGACGUCUCUUUUACACCAUCCAGUAUCACCUGUGUCACAAACUGAUACCCCACCUCCUCUUCAACAUCCCGCCUGGAUCCCGGUAUUGGUCUGCAGAGUUCGCCACCUCUCCCAUACCAGACGAAUACAACAGUCCGAAGCCCGACAUAGCCCUUUUUGAUUUCGCACUCAAAAACAUGGAGAAGACAUGGGCAGACGUCCUGUCCUUUGUGGAGCAUACCUCCAGUGAUCUCGGUAAAAAGCGAGAUAUACCAGUGUUCUGGGGAUCUACGAUCAAAGCAUACCUCAUUAUGAGAGAUCAACCGUGGCGUCGAUUCGUCGUUGUGUUUUCGAUUUGUGCCAAUCAGCUUCGCGCCCAUUACCUUGACCGCUCCGGUCUCAUCAUAUCCUACCCCUUCCACAUCCACGAGAACACAGGCCCUAUACGACUCACAGAAAUGUUAGGUACCCUCACUCUGUCGGAUAGUCAUCACUUGGGUUUCGAUCCGACGAUGCACAUGUGUAACGCUGCAUGUGUAGGCACCCAUUUGAAUUUAGCACACGAGGCGAAGGGCUGGGUGAAGGACAAUCUCAACCAAAUGUAUUCUAUCAUGGAGGUUUUGUGGAAGAGCCAUGGGCUUUUCUGUCGUGGGACGGUUUGUUAUCGUGUCGUCGAUGAGGCAGGGAAUGAGUACGCUUUAAAAGAUUGUUGGGUGACGGAGGAGAAAAGAAACCACGAAGCGACCAUCUUGGAGAUGGUCAAGGGUAUCCCUAAUGUUGUCCAACUCAUAGACCAUUGGGAUGUGUAUUACGAGGGGGAGCCUGACUGCACAGCGCGCAUUCGCAGUCAAUAUGACACGAACCAUCGGGACGACUUGGCGUUCUGCAACAGAUUCCACCGUCGCAUUCUCUUGUCCCCCUGCGGACAGCCAUUAUCUAAAUUCAGCUCUAGACAGGAACUGCUCACCGCCUUUCAUGCCUUUGUAGUUGCUCAUCAUGCGAUGAUUAGGAACCGAGUCUUACACGGGGACCUCAGUCCCAAUAAUUUUGUCAUUCAUAACGGUAUCGGCUACUUUAUCGAUUUUGAUCACGCUUUGAUUCUAGCGGAAGGCACGACUAGCGCUUAUUCGCAUGGUACAGGGACCAUGCCCUACAUUUCUAUCCGUAUUCUCCAGGCUAUGCUGGAUCUACUAGUCCCGCUUGAGGUCAACGUGAACAUUCCGAAUGAUGUGAACAGCAUCAGGGCAGACAACAUCGACGUUGGCGAGAACAUCGACUUUGUUCCGCAGGACGCCAAUGCCCCGCAGGAUGCCAAUGUCCCGCAAAAUGUCGCCGCUGGCACGCAUCUAAUUGAACACCGGCCCAGCGAUGACCUUGAGUCGUUAUUCUAUAUUUUUUUCGAGUUUGUUGUGAUGUAUGGGGGGCCACACGGCCAAUUGGCACCCACUUGGUCUCUGCAAACUUUGCCGUGGGCGUGCGCCUAUGAGGCCUUGGGCAAGGUGGCUUUGAGCACGAUCUGUUAUGCGAAGAUGGGGGCUUUGAUGCAAAGCAGUUUCUUUAUCGCUAAGACAUCAGAAUACUUCGCAGAAUUCAGACCCCUCGUCCAGAACUGGGUCACCAUGGUUUACAGUGCGAAUAGGCGCGAAGAUUCGGUAGAGAUGACCCACGCUGGAGUCCUCGGCAUACUUGAUGUGUUUAUGAGAUCUAUUGGUAACAAACUACCUCCUUCAGGACAAUCUCAGAGUCUUCAUCCACAAUCAGUACCUUUGACUCUUCGCACCCCCCCAGCAGGGCCAUCCGAGCCCUUACUACGUCGUUCCGCUCGUCUUAGCACAUCAUUAGCCCCUCAUCCUUCGAUAUCCACUGCAGGGCCUUCCGAGCCUUCGUCGCGUCGUUCCAAAAAGAGCAAACGAACCACUCGGAAGAAGCACUGA